GAAGCAAGAUGUGUUUCUUGUUCAAGCUAUCUUCAAUUCUCUUACUUGCUGGAGUCUACGCAGAUUCAGUAGAGUAUUUUCCAGCAUACGGAAUAGUUGGGGAGAAUCCUCUUGGAAAUCUCGAUGACUUGGAUUCCGUUGUACGAGAUGAAUCUUCAUUAAAUGCACUUUCCGGGCAAUCUUUGAAUUUGAUGAGUCAAAAAACUUGCUCCAGAUCACUGUUGACCAGAGGUCGUGAAGAUGUCAAGUUCAUGCUUUACAACAAAAACUAUCCCUUCGGUUUUGACAUCAGCGACGACUUGGGUGAAGGAAAGUUGCUUCCUCGUACCCCCAUCAAAUUCCUCAUUCACGGAUUCUUGAACGGAAAAAACUCGGAAAUGGAAAAGACCGUUAAAGAUGCUUACAUGGCACGAUCUGAAGACUACAAUGUCAUUGCUGUUGAUUGGACCAAAGGAAGUGGUAGAUGGAUCUCGGACAGUUACGAUUGUCUUGUUACAGCUCGUGUUACUUCUAAAGUAGCUGAUGCUGUUGCCUCUUUCAUUUUUGAUCUUCUCAGCCGCCAAGGUGUCAAUAUCUUGUACGUUAAUGUCAUUGGUCAUGGUUUGGGUGCACAAAUUGCCGGAGUUGCUGGCAAAAAGCUCAGACAAUUGGGACAAACUCUUCCAAUCAUCGUUGGACUUGAUCCUGUCUUGCCUGGCUUCCGUGAUGUGUCUCCCAUGGAUCGUCUUUCCUUCACUGAUGCCGAAUACGUUGAGGUUAUUCACUCAAGUCCUGGCGAUUUGGGCUUCGAAACUCCCAUUGGAACAGCAGAUUUCUAUCCAAACUACAACAUGCAACGUGGAAAUCGUCAACCAGGUUGCUCCAUGCCAGCUUGUAGCCAUGCACGUGCCUUCGAACUCUUUGCUGAAUCUAUCAUGAAUCCAACUGCCUUUGAAGCUAAAAAAUGCUCGAAUUACGAAGCAUUGAAACAAGGCGAAUGUCGUGAGAACACAAGAUCAGUCUACAUGGGCGGCAACGAUAUGCGCGUUGGCAAGCAAAGUGGCGUCUUCAAGAUCGAAACUAACAACUAUUCGCCCUAUGGAAAAAGUUUCCGCAUGUAGACACUAUGUCCACGAAGAUGAAAGUAACAAAUCAAAUUAAAACAAAGUUCAUUAUUUAUUUAGACUUUUUUUUCUCUCGUUUGUCUUUCGGAUGAUCAGAGAGAAAAGU
Culicoides brevitarsis is the source of this 1209-nucleotide messenger RNA. Its product is annotated as phospholipase A1-like. NCBI's taxonomy places the organism in Eukaryota, Metazoa, Arthropoda, Insecta, Diptera, Ceratopogonidae. The transcript has a single exon. Gene Ontology annotation, molecular function: lipase activity. The record is from RefSeq and is a predicted model, not a curated record. Gene Ontology annotation, biological process: lipid catabolic process. The coding region runs from base 9 to 1100 and encodes 363 amino acids.